Molecule: messenger RNA, 1337 nt
Organism: Melospiza melodia melodia
Lineage: Eukaryota; Metazoa; Chordata; Aves; Passeriformes; Passerellidae
Gene: TM6SF1
Product: transmembrane 6 superfamily member 1
Exons: 10
Coding region: 37-1149 (370 amino acids)
Cellular component (GO): lysosomal membrane
Source: RefSeq, a predicted model, not a curated record
UGGGGCGCAGCGCGGCCGCCGCCUCCCGCCGCGGGGAUGAGCGCCUCGGCGGCCACCGGCGUGUUCGUGCUCUCGCUCACCGCCAUCCCCGUCACGUACCUCUUCAACUGCCUGGCGGCCACCGGCAGUUCCUGGGUGAUCGUUGCAGUUGGAUUGCUGGUUCUGGUUCUCAUUGCUCUGUCAGCUCGUGUUCUGGUCAAGAGGAAGCCACCCAAAGACCCCCUGUUCUAUGUUUAUGCCGUAUUUGCCUUUACCAGUGUAGUGAAUCUAAUAAUUGGACUGGAACAGGAUGGAAUUAUUGAUGGAUUCAUGACUCAUUACUUGAGAGAGGGGGAGCCCUACCUGAACACUGCCUACGGCCACGUCAUCUGCUACUGGGACGGCUCUGCGCACUACCUGAUGUACCUGCUGAUGGUGGCAGCCAUUGCCUGGGAACAAAGCUAUAGAACCAUUGGUCUCUACUGGCUGGGUUCCAUUAUCAUGAGCAUCAUUGUCUUUAUGCCUGGAAAUAUUGUGGGCAAAUAUGGAGCAAAAGUGUGUCCUGCAAUUUUCCUAAGUAUCCCAUAUGUCUGCCUGCCCAUAUGGGCUGGGUUCAGGAUUUAUAACCAACCUUCAGUGGCUCACGACACUCCAGUCAAGGUGGUUCAGGAGGUACAGAAGAAAGGACUCCUAAGGCGACCAAUAGAUUUAAUGCUAGCUGCAUACCUCAUUCUGGCCACGGGCUUUUGCAUAUUCAGGGGCAUGAUUGCCCUGGACUGCCCUGCGGAGCUGUGCCGCCUGUACAUCCAACUGCACGAGCCCUACAUAAAGGAUCCUGCUGCCUACCCCAAGCUCCAGAUGCUGGCAUACAUGUUCUACUCUGUGCCAUACUAUGUGAUUGCUCUGUAUGGCCUGCUGGUGCCUGGCUGCUCCUGGAUGCCUGAUCUGACCCUCAUACAUGCUGGAGGACUAGCUCAGGCUCAAUUUUCCCAUAUUGGUGCUUCUCUUCAUGCUCGAACUCCUUACAUCUACAGAGUCCCUGAAGAAGCAAAAGAGUUUUUCCUGGUAUUGAACAUAAUGUAUGGGAUUCUUCCUCAGCUGUUCGCUUACAGGUGUGUCAACAAGCCAGAGUUUUUCAUGAAACCAAAACAAGAAGAAAAACCAGAAUAGCAGAACUGUUUCCAGCUCCUGUCCUUGGCUAUGUAUAGAGUUGGGUUGGGAUGUAACUGAAGUGCUCAGAUGGAACCCCAAUGAGGCGUGUAAGAUGUGUAAAAUUGCACAACUGUGUAGUCGCACGGGCCGCUCUGUUUAUCCUACUGAAAAAGGGAAAAUAAAGACAACUGCCUUUAGCACCACUU